Molecule: messenger RNA, 885 nt
Organism: Musa acuminata subsp. malaccensis (wild Malaysian banana)
Lineage: Eukaryota; Viridiplantae; Streptophyta; Magnoliopsida; Zingiberales; Musaceae
Source: RefSeq, a predicted model, not a curated record
AUGGUGAAAGGCUCAAGUGGGAAAGGCCUACUCGUGAACAAGGUCAAAGGGCACAUCACAACGUGUAUCCACCACUGGGGUAUGCCUCUCAUGGUAGCUAUGCUAGGCCCCGAUCAUGAUGUCAAGCCCUUAACUAAUGGAGAUUAUAAUCCCUAUCGAUUUAGUCCUACAUUGAAAGUGGGUUUAGUAGAUGAAACUGGAAAUCCAACUGGUGGUUUAUUUGGCAUAGCUGUAGGAACAAUGGGAAUGCUUAGCACUGAUGCAUAUGUUCUCACCAUGGAUAUGUUUGGUCCUGUAGCUGAUAAUGCUGGUGGUGGAAUUAUGGAGAUGAGUCAGCAACCUGAAAGUGUUUGGGAGAUCACAGAUGUUUUAGAUGCUGUACGUAACACUACCAAAGCUAUUACUAAAGGAUUUGCUAUUGGUUCUGCCGCACUUGCCACCUUCCUUCUUUCCAGUGCAAUCAUAUCCCUUUUAAACAGUGCCUUUGCCUGCUCUGCUGUUGGAAGAACUGCACAAGAGGUUAAUAAUGAAGUUCGUAGACAAUUUAUUGAGAGGCCUGGUAUAAUGGUGAGUAGCCCAACAUCUCAUGUCAGAGAAAGCCAGACUACAUUUGCCAUUGUGGCAUCUGCAUCAUUACAAGAAAUGAUAAAACCUGGUGCUUGGGCAACUAUAUCUCCAGUGGUAAUUGGUGUCUUAGGACUUUUCUUCAGGUUAUUGGGCCACUAUACUGGUCAGCAGCUUCUUGGAGCCAAAGUUGUGGCUUUGAUGCUUAUGUUUGCAACAGUUGUUGGUAUUCUUUUGGCUCUGUUUCUAAAUACUGCUGGCAGUGCUUGGGAUAAUUCAAAGAAAUAUAUAGAGACUGGUGCACUUGGGAGGCAAAGCUAA